CGAGAUAAGAGAUUGCGUUUGGGUUGAAGCGUGAAUGUUACAUACGGAUCAUUAGUAAUUAUAAAACCGAAAAUGUUUUGGUCCGCAUUAUUUAUAUUGGCCGUGGGUUUUACCACCGUUUGGAGUGAUGAAGACACGGAAAAGUCACCGUUUUGCGAUGUAUGUGAAUGCAAGGAGAAAUAUGUGGAUUGUACAUCAACUUACGAUUCAAGCACACACGCCGUGUACGAAUCAAACUAUUACAUGAACGAUAAUAAUGUGAGCUACGGUAUAGAAACGUUGAUUUUGAGUGAUAACUCAAUGAACAAGAUCGACUAUCAAUUUCCGAAGAGCAAAUUGAAGACGUUGGAUCUGUCCUUCAACGAAAUUAGGAAAAUCAGAGGAGAGGCUUUCGCAAAUCUGCAGGAUAUGGUUGAAUUAGACUUAAGUCAUAACAAUAUAGCGUCUCUCACCUCAGAAACGUUCAAGGGUGUUCGUUUGGACGGAUUCGAUUAUCCUUUGCGUUCUUUGAAGACUCUUCGUUUGGGGCACAACAAAAUCACCAGUUUGCAUUCGGAAGUUUUUCAGCAUAUCGACAGACACAUUGUGAACGUUUACAUGAACAAUAAUCCGAUGAGCGUAAUUGAUGAAGGCACCGAACAAGCCUUCAAUACUUUGGUCUUCAUGGAGAUUUUGGAUUUGAGUGAAACGGGAUUGAAGAUGUUACCGAAACACUUUAUUUACACGCCGUCUCAUCUCUCCUUCUUGAACGUAUCUUUUAAUAACAUUGGAAACGUGACUGAUCUUGAUUUGGAGGAGAGCCACGUUCUGCAUACUUUGGAUAUAUCCGGAAAUCCGGUUGUGAAUAUCACCAAAGAAACGGCUUUUCCGCAAGUGAGUACUCUGAAAGUGUUGUAUAUGAAUAAGAUGGAUAAGUUGGUGGAGAUUGGAGAGAACGCGUUGAGCGGUUUGACUGGAUUGGAAGUGCUGCAUUUGGCGCACAAUCCCAAUUUGAAAACUAUUCACCACAAGGCUUUCAUCACGAUCGAGAAAGACUCGGAAACGCCCAUAGUUCACAAAUUAUCUAAGCUUUACAUCAACAACAACAUGUUGGCCCAUCUGGAUUUGGAGCUGAAUUGGGAUGGAAUCGUCGAUAUGGAUAUCAGGAAUAAUCCGUGGACUUGCGAGUGCGAGAACCAAUGGCUCAUCGAUGUUUUAAUGCCAAUUUACGAGAAGAUCAAUGCUACACAAGCUCUUGAAGUCAAAUGCGGUGCUCCAAUCGAAAUGGAAGAUAUGUAUUUCCAUGAGCUGACAGAGAAACACAGUUUGAUGAGGUGCUUGGAUCUGUACGGUAAUCGUCCUGAGAGGGACGGAACUGUGCUGGUUUGUUUGCUGCUCGGUCUUCUCUUGGGGAUUGCUGCUGCACUCUUCGUGAUGUACGCUUAUCAGAGGCAUUGGUUCGGAUUAUGCGAUAAAUCCCCGGCCGCAUUCUCGAGGCAGUUCUACGGAAGAACAAGGACCAACGAGGACGUCGACAUAUAUUAAUCUAAAUAUUAAGUAACUACGAUUAUCCAAUCUAAUCUCCAAUCGUCGAGAGUCAACAGUGAAUUAGUUGCAUCACUUUAAAAAAAAUAAUGCAUAUUUGUACUAAACAUAGUGAGCGUUUUGUAUUAUAUUUAUACUUAGUUUAUAGUGAUGAAUGUUUAAUUAAAUAAAGUGUAUCUG
Messenger RNA from Nicrophorus vespilloides, 1704 nucleotides. RefSeq names its product leucine-rich repeat-containing protein 4-like. NCBI's taxonomy places the organism in Eukaryota, Metazoa, Arthropoda, Insecta, Coleoptera, Silphidae. The record is from RefSeq and is a predicted model, not a curated record. The transcript has 7 exons. Bases 73 to 1524 code for a protein of 483 amino acids. Gene Ontology annotation, molecular function: protein binding.